Pelobates cultripes (western spadefoot toad) is the source of this 1406-nucleotide messenger RNA. The record is from the annotation of a GenBank genome assembly. Lineage: Eukaryota; Metazoa; Chordata; Amphibia; Anura; Pelobatidae.
AUGGCGUACCGUAGGGCACCAAUAUCGAUCCUCACCCUCAAUUGCAAGGGUCUGAAUGCUCCAGAGGGCAGAACUCAUCUCUUAAAAGAACUGAAGAAACAGCACAUCUCGGUGGCGAUGCUCCAGGAAACACAUUUUAGGGAGGGGGUGGCCCCUUCCCUGCGCAACAAAUCAUACCAGAACAACCACUUCUGCAACCACCCUUCAGCUCGCAAAUCUGGUGUGGCCAUAUUGCUCGCAGCAGAUCUUGCCUUUACAGAACUAGACAAGCACCAGGACACGCAAGGGCGUUACCUUUUCCUGGAAGGUAUUAUAGCAGAUAAAAUAUACACAUUUGCUACAAUCUAUGUCCCCAAUAGACAUCAAGCCACGUUCUUGAAGGGAACAUUGACCAAACUGCGAGAUUUCGCGGAGGGUACUCUGUUGGUGGGAGGGGACUUUAACGCCCCCCUGGACCUGACGUUGGACUCAUCCUCAGGUCAUAGCUGUAUCCCCCAAUGCAAUAUUCGAUGCAUUCGGAAUUCCUUGAAUAGCCUGGGUCUGGUCGAUUGCUGGAGGGCCCUGAAUCCAACGGGUAAAGACUUCACACAUUACUCUGCGCUUCACGAUAGAUACGCACGUAUUGACUAUCUCUUCAUUAAACAAGAGGGAUCCUCCCGAUUGCUCAAAGCGACCAUCGAACCGGCAACAUGGUCGGACCACAGCCCGGUUUGGAUAGCCAUAGAGUCACCUCUGUUUCGCCCUUCCAUAUGGACAUGGUGAAUGAAUGAAGCUUUACUUCUGGACCCGACUGUUAGGGAUCAAAUUGAACGGGCCCUGGACCUUUACUUCAGCGAAAAUGAGAAGGAGGGAACGUCCUCCAUAACACUCUAGGAAGCUCACAAGAGCGUAAUACGUGGUACGCUCAUACAGAUAGCAUCUCAAAAAAAGAAGGCGGCCAUUCGAGAAAUGGCAAAACUCUACAAGACCAUCUCAACUUUAGAGUCACAACAUAAACGGCACCACCUUAACGCAACCUAUGGUGAGCUCACGGAGGCUAGAUGAGCAUUGAGAGACCUUAUCGUGAAGAGGCACCUCCGCGCCCUACAGAGCACGAGAGGCUUCUUCUACGCUCACGCUAACAAGGGGGGGGGGUAAGUAUCUAUCCCGACUGCUGAAGGUCACCAGCCCACGUACACAAAUCUGCAGCUUACGCCUUACAUCGGGCGCGGUCUCCCCCUUCCCUCAGGACAUAGCGGAUGAAUUUAGGCAUUUUUACCAAUCCCUGUACAACCUCCAGCCGCACAGGGGGGCAGGACCGAUCGCAGCACAACCAGGCCCUGCGGACCGAAUACCUAAACGCCACCGUCAUGGAAAGGAUUGACCCUAACUCGGCAGUGGCCCUGGACGCACCUAUGGAGGAGCUG